Messenger RNA from Mugil cephalus (flathead mullet), 3997 nucleotides. RefSeq names its product valyl-tRNA synthetase 2, mitochondrial (gene vars2). Gene Ontology annotation, cellular component: cytosol. The record is from RefSeq and is a predicted model, not a curated record. The coding region runs from base 363 to 3620 and encodes 1085 amino acids. NCBI's taxonomy places the organism in Eukaryota, Metazoa, Chordata, Actinopteri, Mugiliformes, Mugilidae. Gene Ontology annotation, biological process: valyl-tRNA aminoacylation. The transcript is spliced from 30 exons. Gene Ontology annotation, molecular function: ATP binding; aminoacyl-tRNA deacylase activity; valine-tRNA ligase activity.
CCAUUACUUCUUUUAUUUUUCUGAAUGUAUGCAGGAUGUUUUCUUUUCUUUUUUUCAGUUUAACUUUACAGCUGUGGUAUUGGGGGAAGAUAUUUCCAGACGGACCACGCGUUUCCUGUUGUCCGUCAAACAUAACCAUCCGUUGACAAACAGGGCUCAUGCUCAGGAUGAAAAGGGAAAUAUUAGAAUAUUGACGUGAAAUCGCACGUUAUUUUUUACAAGAGCUAACGCGACGAUCUUAUACAAUUUAUAUAUAAAUAGUGGUGUUUUACAAAUGUCCUUUCUAGGGUUUGACAAAGUUAUCAAGUUAAGGUCGUGGCCGGUAUGUCUGAGCAAUCUGUGUGUGGAGACAAGGUGAGUUCAUGAGGAUGUGGAGGGCAGGCCGUGGUCCGAGUUUGUGGUUGGCCGGCGGCGGAGCAGCCAGGCUCUGUUCAAGCAACACCCCGAAGACACCGUCCUCCUCCUCAUCUCAUUUAAAGUCUCCACGACCCCAAGCUGAGAAACUGAGGCGUAGACGAGAGCGUGACGAGGCGAUACUGUCAGGUCAACGCAAUAGCACUGAAGAUACAUCAGCUAAAUGGAGCGAGAAGCAGAAGAUAGUUUACACUGCUCACACACCUCCUGGGACAAAAAAAGACACCAGCUUGCCAUUUCCAUCCUCUUACAGUCCAGAGUAUGUGGAGUCCAGCUGGUAUCAGUGGUGGGAGAAAGAGGGAUUCUUCAGUCCAGAACAACAUGAACAGCUGUCUCACAGUGUGGACCAGACCUUCUCUCUGUGUAUCCCUCCACCAAAUGUGACUGGUACACUGCACUUGGGCCAUGCACUGACUGUAGCUGUAGAAGAUGCUCUGGUUCGAUGGAGGAGAAUGCAGGGCUACAGGGUGCUGUGGGUCCCUGGAUGUGACCACGCAGGAAUAGCAACACAGGCAGUGGUGGAGAGGAAACUUUUGAGGGAAAAAGGGAAACACAGGCAGGACUUCACCAGAGAAGAGUUUCUACAGGAGGUUUGGAAAUGGAAGAACAGUAAAGGAGAAGAGAUCUACCAUCAGCUGAGGAUGCUUGGAGCUUCUCUAGACUGGAGUAGAGCCUGUUUCACUAUGGAUCCAGGUUUUAGCAGGGCUGUAACUACGGCCUUCGUCAAACUGUGUGACUCUGGGCUGAUAUAUCGCUCAGAGGGUUUGGUCAGUUGGAGCUGUGCACUUGAAUCUGCCAUCUCUGACAUAGAGGUUGAUGCAAAGGAGCUUUCUGGACAAACUAUGUUGGCUGUUCCUGGGUAUGAAAAUAAGGUGGAGUUUGGAACUAUGUAUACCUUUGCUUACCCUGUAGAGGGCCACGAUAUGGAGGUGGCGGUGUCCACUACACGUCCUGAGACUAUGCUUGGAGAUGUGGCUGUAGCCGUUCACCCAGAUGAUCCUCGAUAUGAGGCUGUUCAUGGAAAGCAGUGCAGACAUCCUUUCACCUAUAGACUCCUGCCUAUCAUCACUGAUACAAUGGUGGACAUGGAACUUGGAACUGGUGCAGUGAAGGUGACUCCUGCUCAUGACCACACAGACUUCCUGCUGUCACAGAGACAUUCACUGCCACGUCCCACAGUGAUUGAAGGAAAUGGGACAAUGACGUCAUCCUGUGGAGAGUGGCUCGAGGGCGUGAAGCGUUUUGAUGCCAGACAGCUUGUUGUGGAUGCUUUGGUAGAAAAGAAACUGUUUAGAGGAAAGACAAAUCAUGCCACAACUUUACCCAUCUGCAGCCGCUCAGGAGAUGUCAUUGAACCUCUUCUCAAGAAGCAGUGGUUCGUCCGUUGUGAAGAAAUGGCUAAAAACGCUAUAAAGGCUGUUGAUAAUGGGCAACUGGAAAUCAUUCCUCACUACUACACUAAGACAUGGAAGAACUGGUUGUCGAACAUAAGUGAUUGGUGCAUAUCCAGGCAGCUUUGGUGGGGUCAUCAGAUCCCUGCUUACCAAGUUGAACUUCCUAAUUCUACAGACAAGCAAGAGGAGCAGUGGGUUUGGGGAGAGAACGAAGACGAGGCCAGACAGAAAGCAGCUGUCAAAUAUGGAGUGAAGCCAGAAGCUGUCACGUUGACUCGGGACCCAGAUGUCCUUGAUACAUGGUUCUCCUCUGGGCUCUUUCCCUUUGCAAUGCUUGGCUGGCCAGAACAGACCACUGACCUUCAGCGCUUCUAUCCCAACUCCAUUUUGGAGACAGGCAGCGACCUCAUCUUCUUUUGGGUGGCAAGGAUGGUAAUGCUAGGAACAGAGUUAACCGGACAGUUACCCUUUAAACAGGUUCUGUUUCACUCGCUAGUGAGAGAUAAAUAUGGCAGAAAAAUGAGUAAAUCUCUGGGAAAUGUCAUCGACCCAUUAGAUGUUAUACACGGAGUUUCCCUGGAGAGACUUCAAGAGAAAGUGAAGGAGGGUAACAUUGACCCAAAGGAGCAGCUGGUUGCCAUGGAAGCACAGAAGAAGGACUUCCCCAAGGGAAUACCUCAGUGUGGGACUGAUGCUUUGCGAUUUGCACUUUGUUCUCACAAAAUGCAGGGAGAAGACAUUAGUCUGUCCAUCUCUCAGGUCCUGAGCUGCAGACAUUUCUGUAAUAAAAUUUGGCAGACUCUAAGAUUCACACUUGGAGUGCUUGGUGACAACACAACACCAGUGGGGACACUGGAAGAGACAACUCCUCUAAGCAGCAUGGACCGAUGGAUUUGCUCCAGACUCCACAGCACAGUAGCACAGUGUGAGAAGGCCCUUGAAGCUUAUGAGCUGCACAUUGUCACAUCUGCCCUUUACUCCUUCUGGGUCCAUAACUUGUGUGAUGUCUACAUGGAGUAUGCAAAGCCUGUGCUGGCCCAGGAGGAUAAGGGGGCAGUGGUACAAGCAGAUACAAACAGCAGUGGCAGAGCGAGGCAGGUGGCCAGCACUAUCCUCUAUCACUGUGUGUCUACGUCUCUGGCCAUGCUCUCCCCCUUCAUGCCUUUCCUCACUGAGGAGCUGUGGCAGAGACUCCAGCCAUUCAGACCUGAUGCUGGUGCCCAUACCAGCCUGUGUUUAGAGCCGUACCCACACUCCUCUCAGCUGGCGCACUGGCAUUAUCCCGAAGAGGAAAGAGACUUCCUGCUGGUCCAGGAUGUGAUCCGAGCGGCCCGAUCUCUACGAGCACAGUGUGGCAUGACCAAAGAAAAACCUGUCAUGUGGGCAACGUGUUCACCCAGACAGGCCCAGGUCCUCCUCAAGUUUGAGUCAGCUGUUUGGACUUUAGGUCGGAUAUCCAGGCUCCAAAUCUACUGUCCUGACGGUGCAGAUAACGUCCCCUCUGUCCACGCUACUCCUCCGCCUAAAGGAAGCCUCAUAGGUGUGGUGGACCACACAUGUCAGCUACAUCUUCACAUCCAAGGUGGAAUAAACAUUGACAAACAGAUCCAGCAGCUCUCUCAGCGCAGACACAAGCUUGUUCCAAAGCUGGAUGAAAUUCUUUGCAGAGUCCAAUCUCCAGACUACCUAAUCAAGGUUCCUGCUCAUGUCAGGCAGCAGAUGGACGAAAAGGUGUCAGCUAUGCAGCAGGAACUGAAGAUCAUUGAAGAUCAGCUGAAAGAGCUGCAAAAGACGCUUAGAACUGAAGAAUAACUACAGUCAGUGGGCAUUAUGCUAACCGUGUGGAAUGUUGGACAUUACAACAGAUUUAUUUUGAAUUAAAUACAAUGUGAAUGUUGAGAUGUUCUCCAGGCAUUGAGACAAAGACAAACUGUUAAUGUGGUGUUCACAUCAGGCAGUCUCCCACUGAUAAACUAUGGCACAGAACUCGGCUGUAUAAUGUAAUGAUAUAUAAUAUAAAUAAUAACUGCUGAGCUGCAGAAGACACAAUGCAGGUAUCCAUAGAAAGAGUUAUGAAUAUGUUUGUUGACAUACAUUUGUGUAAAGAAAACCAUUACUCGGAUUAUGGAUCAUUGUUUUUAAACUUCAUCUUUUCUGAAACUUUUACUGGAUAAAGGUCUUGCUGGGGA